This is a messenger RNA of Arabis nemorensis, 369 nucleotides long. The record is from the annotation of a GenBank genome assembly. NCBI's taxonomy places the organism in Eukaryota, Viridiplantae, Streptophyta, Magnoliopsida, Brassicales, Brassicaceae.
AUGAAAAGAAAGAAGAAAUAUGGGAUUGCUUGGGUUGAGAAUGAACGAGUUCCCACCGGAUCAACUCCUCAUCCUCCUGUGAAUCCCGAGAAUGCAUCAAGCUCCGAUGAGGAGUAUGAAGGAUUCUUACAACCUGCUACUCUCUUGCUUUCCGGUGCAAAUAAGCUAACCACGAGAGCUGAACGUUUCUUCCAAGGUUUCAAUUGCAAAGUCCCCUCGAGGGAAAGAGAGGAAGAUGGGACAGUGACAUAUGUAGUAGAGUUUGAAUCUACUAAAUUAGCUUUGAAACAAUAUAAAGGCGUACCAUUGGGGGAGGGGAAGAAGUGGAUGCACGAUGUUACUCUUACCCGCUCCGUAAACCCAAAGUAA